UUUAAUCAAAUGCGAGGUGCUAUCUCUCUCGUCUCUUAACCCUUCAUUUUCCAUUUAAAAAAGAAAGCUUUGCUGAGGGCCUUGUCAAUGUUAGCAUCAUGACUAGCGUGAUUGCAGGCUUAAGUUUUCUUCUUGCUCUGGCAACAGGCCAAUACACUCCUGAUUGGGAGAGUUUGGAUGCCAGACCGCUCCCGUCAUGGUAUGAUGAAGCUAAAGUCGGCAUAUUCAUGCAUUUAGGACCUUACGCGGUGCCAGGUGUAGAGUCUGAAUGGUUUUGGUUGCAAGCCACACGAAAUGAGAGUGAAGGGGAUCAAAAGUGCGCCAAAUACCUUGAGGACUACUUCCCUCCUAAGUUUGUUUAUCAGGACUUUGGACCUAUGCUUACCAUGGAUUUCUUUGAUACGGACUUCAUCUCCGACCUGGUUGUGGAUUCUGGAGCCAAAUAUCUUGUGUUCACAUCUAAACACCAUGAUGGCUACUGCAAUUGGCCUUCAACCUACAGCUACGGCUGGAAUUCCAUGGCAGUUGGACCGCGACGAGACGUCCUUGGGGAAUUAAAAUCAUCGUUCGAGAAGAGACACCCUGGCUUCCAUUUUGGUGUUUAUUACUCUUUGUUCGAAUGGUUUAAUCCCAUUUACCUCAAGGACAAAGAAAAUAAUUUCACAACAAGGGAAUAUGCCUUAAACAAGAUGCAACCGGAAAUGAAAGAACUCAUCAACAAGUACACCCCUGAUGUCCUUUGGGUAGAUGGUGAAUGGGAAGCCGAAUCAGAGUACUUUGGUUCUACAGAUUUUUUAGCUUGGCUUUACAAUGAAAGUCCAACCAAAACCAAUAUUGUUACAAAUGACAGAUGGGGCCAAGAAACCCGCCUAAAACAUGGUGGAUAUUAUUGUGGUCCCGAUCGAUUCUCCCCUGGAACGCUUCAAGACCAUAAGUGGGAGAAUGCCAUGACCGUUGAUAGGAUAUCAUGGGGUCACAGACGAGACAUCAAUAUUGAGGAGAUCUUUUCCAUGGAUGAAUUGGUCUCUGAAAUCACGAAGACUGUCAGCUGUGGUGGCAAUAUCUUAAUCAAUAUUGGUCCAACCAAGGAAGGAACCAUUAUCCCCGUGUUUCAAGAACGACUUCGUUCAAUUGGAGCGUGGUUGAAGGUCAAUGGAGAAGCUAUCUAUGGUUCCAAGCCUUGGACCACACAAAAUGAUACUCUGGCUUCGAACGUGUGGUACACUAAAAAGGAAUCCGAUGUGUAUGGAAUUGUCUUGGGUUGGCCUAAUGAUGACGUCAUUCUCCUUGGAGCACCUAAGGUGGAGCAAGGGCAAACGAAGAUAACCAUGUUAGGAUUCUCAGGCACCCUGGAUUUUACAACUGAACCUGAGGGUCUGGCAGUUCAGUUUCCGUCUUUGGGAAAGGUUGUGCAAGGCUGCUCUGCUGGUUGCCAAUGGGGAUAUGUCCUAAAAUUUGAAGGGUUGGCUAAGGACGAUGACUUUAAAGUGGAUACAGGAAUUAGGGUUUGAAAUAGAUUUUAAGGAACCCCCCUAUUUGCUUCCAUACAUGUACUUGAAAUCACUAUGGCAAUGAAUAUGAAUGAAAUGUAAUACGAUUUGUAAACUACAAUUCGUAAUUAAUGCACAAGGUAGACGUCAUAUCAAUAUGAUUGGGAAUCUGCAA
Messenger RNA from Tigriopus californicus, 1665 nucleotides. RefSeq names its product alpha-L-fucosidase-like. The record is from RefSeq and is a predicted model, not a curated record. The coding region runs from base 99 to 1511 and encodes 470 amino acids. The transcript is spliced from 5 exons. NCBI's taxonomy places the organism in Eukaryota, Metazoa, Arthropoda, Copepoda, Harpacticoida, Harpacticidae. Gene Ontology annotation, molecular function: alpha-L-fucosidase activity. Gene Ontology annotation, cellular component: lysosome. Gene Ontology annotation, biological process: glycoside catabolic process; fucose metabolic process.